This is a messenger RNA of Lodderomyces theae, 240 nucleotides long. RefSeq lists its product as uncharacterized. The record is from RefSeq and is a predicted model, not a curated record. The transcript has a single exon. The coding region runs from base 1 to 240 and encodes 79 amino acids. NCBI's taxonomy places the organism in Eukaryota, Fungi, Ascomycota, Pichiomycetes, Serinales, Debaryomycetaceae.
AUGCACUCCACCUUAUUCUUUCUUCUACCAUUGGUCGUGUCGACCAUAAUUCCAGCAAAUCUCGACUUGAAAGCAAGUACAGUUGGUGCAGGUACACAAGCUAAGGAGACAAAAAGAAACUCAGAAGUUCAACUUAACGGAGCAAAGACAGUGUAUAACAAACGAGAGUUCAAGUCCGCUGUAUUAGGUGAGAGAACUAAAGUUGCUCGGGAUUCAAUUAGUGCUAAUGAUUUGGUAUAA